Molecule: messenger RNA, 794 nt
Organism: Panicum virgatum (switchgrass)
Lineage: Eukaryota; Viridiplantae; Streptophyta; Magnoliopsida; Poales; Poaceae
Exons: 2
Coding region: 1-699 (232 amino acids)
Source: RefSeq, a predicted model, not a curated record
AUGACGGAGAUAUUUAUGCCCACUCGGUUCGCCGGAGGACGCCGCCGCCACGGAGAUGGCGAACUAGGAGGAGGAGGUGCCAGGCUCGCAAGGGGCAACGUCGUCUACGCCGGCACACUCCAUCGCUCGCCCUCCAAGCACCCACCUUUCCCUUCCUCCGGCGGCACCGCCGUGCUCUGCCUGGCCCGGCGAGCCGACGGUGACGACCGCAACGCCGAGAAAGCUGGCGGAGCGGGAGCUGGCGGUAACGCAGGAGUUCAUCGCGUCGGCAGCGGCAUGGAAGGCGCGGGAGCCGGCGUCGACCACCCCAACAGCACGUCGAGCCAGCACCGCCCAGCACGGCGAGCCCAGGAGCUGAAACGGGUGUUCUUACUGCCAUUGUUCAAGGUAUCAUCCUGGGGACUUAUGCUUUGGCUCGGUUACAGCGUUUUCUAUGUCACCGUGAAGAAUUUACUGGGCAAGUACUUGAAAGAUGAUGUUGUGUAUGCUCAGUUGUAUGCCUUCAUUAAGAAGCUGGUAAUGGCUGCUAUGAAGGAUCAAGAAAUUAGGGAAGUGGUGUCGGCAACCAUAAUAGACAUUGUUCCUCGUUCCCUUGAGCCAAUAAAUCCAAUCUUACAGUUCAGGGAGUUGAGUCAGGUGAGGUUCUAUUGUUACUGUAGCUUCAUAUGUUUGUUGUGGUACUACUACCUGAAGAAAUGAAGCCUCGUCUUUAGUUCUCGUAUGAUUGAUUAAGGGCUCAGCUGUCUGUACCUUGAUGUUGAUUGAUAAAGUGGAUGUAGCUUGCGGACAUUGAG